Messenger RNA from Fonticula alba, 1332 nucleotides. RefSeq lists its product as hypothetical. The record is from RefSeq and is a predicted model, not a curated record. The transcript is spliced from 3 exons. Lineage: Eukaryota; Rotosphaerida; Fonticulaceae. The coding region runs from base 107 to 1177 and encodes 356 amino acids.
UUGCCCUGUCGCUUUCCACGCCCCUUGCCGGCUCCUGCUAAGCGCAAACACACGUCCCUUCGCACGCCCGCGCGCACCCGCUCGCACGCACCCACCCAGCACAACCAUGGGGUACCGUCCGACCAAGAAGUUCAAGUCCGUCGAUCCGUACGCCAAGCUGAAGCCCACUCAGCUGGCGAUGAUGGAGAAGCGGGAGGCCCAGUUCAACAAUGCGCCGAAGAAGUUCACCGAUCGCGCGCCGCGGUCCUUCACCUAUCUGAUGCAGCACAACAAGCGUUUCGAGGAGAAGCAAAACGGCAAGAAGGCGCCCAAGGCCGCCGGCAAGGCGGGCGCGGCGGGCGCGGCGGGCGCGGCGGCCACGGCGGGCGCGGCGGCCGAGAAGCCCGCCCCGGCGGCCAAGAAGCCGGCCACCGAGCCGCAGUCCUUCCAGGAGCGCCUGAAUGAGGCCAUGCGGGCCACGCGCUCGGUGUCCUCCAAGCGCACGGAGUACCUGCGUGAUCGGCGCAACCGCAAGCGCGAGGCCAAGGCCCCGAUCAGCGACGACGACCGGGUCCUCGGCAAUUACAAUCCCAUCCCCACCGUGACCGACGAGUCGAAGCGCCUGACCAAGGAGGAGGAGGCGGCGAUCCGGUCGGCGGCGGCCGACCGCGCGCGCCUGAUCGACGCCAAGGCCGAGUACUAUGGCUUCGACCGGCCGUCGAAGAACCACGCGCCCGAUGCCCCGGGCUUCGGCGAGGUGGUGGACACGGUGCCGCACCUGACAUCGGUGCCGAAGAUGCGAGGCAAUGCCGCGGCCCUGGCCGCGGCCAUGGGCGAUGGCCCGGCCGCCGGGGCCAAGCGCACCCGUGUGUCCACCGAGUCUCUGAAGUUGGCGCAGGCCUUCCGCUCGGGAGCCGCCAUUCCCAAGACCCCGGCCAUGCGGGUCGCUGUCAAGGCGGCCGGCGCCGAGGCCGGCACCGCCACCACCGAGGGCAAGGGCCACAAGUCGGGCGCCGCGGCCGCCGAGCUCGGCAUCAAGACCGGCAAGCGCCUGCGCGACAUGUCCACCGCCCAGCGGCGGAUCCUCAUGGACGAGCGCGACCGUGUGGUUGGCAUGUACCGCGAGAAGCGCAAGCUGGAUAUGGCUCGUGCGGAGGAGGCGCGCCAGCGGAAGAUCGGCCCCCGGACGUCCCAGUAAUUCUCCCUCUCUUUCUCCCUCCCUGGGUAAUGGGGGCGACGUGUUUUCCAUCCUCUUUGCCCUCCGUCGGCCGCCGUCCUCCUCGGCCCUUCCCUCCUCUGUCCUUCCUGCGUCCUUUUCGCGAGUCCAAAAAAUAGAAAACCCCUCCCACCGUG